AUGCCUCUUCAUCACCUUCACCCGGAGCCCUGGAGCGCCUCCAUAGCCUCAUCAGAGCUGUACGCGCUCGGCCCUCACUCGCCCUAUCUGGACUCUCAAGGCGCCACUUCUUCAAAACCUACCCUGAUGGCUUCCCCAUCUACUAUGGCUCCAUUGAGCCCGGGCCUCCACCGGCAGCACAUGGAGAACGGUGAUGACCGCCUGAACUGGGUGGAGGAGGCUCUUACUUCCCCCUCUUCUCUUCAAGAAUACCAUUACCGUCGUCACCCUCACCCCAACGACUACAAUCCUACCCAAAUGGAGAUCCUAGAUCUGCCAGAGAUGUGUGCUUCCCCUCCUUCACUUUUUGAAAUUGCCUCGUAUCUCUCGCAGGCAGCGCCUGGGGACAGCAUCCAUGCCCCCAUGACGAUCUCGUCGCCCGAACCUGCUCCUUCACGGGAUAACUCGGCCUCUAGCGAGUCCAGCGAUGAUCCGCCAUACUCCAAACUCAUCUAUGAGGCCCUGGUAUCUGCAGACAACAAGAAACUGCCACUUCAGGGUAUCUACAACUGGUUCGUGAAGAACACGGCGAAGUGCAAAGACCCAUCCUCAAAGGGCUGGCAGAACAGCAUCCGCCACAAUCUUUCCAUGAAUGCAGGAUUUGAACCUAUCAAGGAAGAAGCAGCACCGGGCAAGAGAGCAGCCAACUUCUGGCGUCUGACGCAGGAAGCACUGGAGCAGGGGGGCGUCCAUUCGACUACUCGCUACCGUAAGGCGAACCACAAGCGAACCAAGAGCUCUAGUCCUCCCGCCCCUCCUCAGCGGCAUCAUCAUUCAGGGUCUAAGGGAGGGUCCAAGGCCACCAGGAGCAGCGCAGCGAAGAUCCGCCAUUCGACCACCACCCGCACGAGCCAGGACGAGCUACUGCGAAAGGAACAAUAUCGAGCUCGACCACCGGUCCACCAUCUCCGCCGCCAGCUUCAGCAACAGACCCCUUACCAUAAUCACCCUUCUCCUCCCCAUCGCAAUCAUUAUGCACCAAUGGAUCCCUCGCCCGCCGAUAUUAUGCAAGCCUACCACACCAUGGACCCCGCAGAGACCAACAGUUCACCAGUGCGUCCAUUCGAUCCAAGCAUGGUGAUCGGCUGCGCCGGCCUACCGACGGACGCCACCGCUCCCGUCUUCGUAGGCGCCCUAGAGACGGGGACAGGCUGCUUGGCUUUUGAUGAUCCUGCGUAUCUAAGCUGGAUUGGGCUGCACUAUGACUCCGGCAACGGGGAGCCUACCGGGCCUGACGUCUCGCACGGUCUCUCCCCCGGCGUGUACACUGUGCUGCACUAG
Molecule: messenger RNA, 1320 nt
Organism: Penicillium riverlandense
Lineage: Eukaryota; Fungi; Ascomycota; Eurotiomycetes; Eurotiales; Aspergillaceae
Product: forkhead box transcription factor
Exons: 2
Coding region: 1-1320 (439 amino acids)
Biological process (GO): regulation of transcription by RNA polymerase II
Molecular function (GO): RNA polymerase II cis-regulatory region sequence-specific DNA binding; DNA-binding transcription factor activity, RNA polymerase II-specific
Source: RefSeq, a predicted model, not a curated record